CUGCUGUCUUAUACACUGUGUUCAGUUAUCCUCUGGUGCAAUACAACAAUGCUUUAGAUAACGGAAACCUUUUUAAUCCAGAGGAUCCUUUUCAAAGACAUUUGAAAUAUGAUAACCUCCAACCUUUCCUCGCGUAUCGGAUUUCCUUAGUAAUGCACAAUAUAUACACUGUGGCUGAACCUCGGAAUUUAUUAUUUAUACCGGAAUAAGAACAGACGAAGGAGUGCCUGAUCCAGUGCCCACCCCUAGUGCUGUGGGGUCUGGGGUAACAUGUAUUGAUGUGUUUUGGAGUGGUCCAGACAAUCUUCGUGGAUCAAUUGACAAUAAAGCUUACUUCCUUACUUAUAGAGGAGGCUCAUUUGAUGUAUCUGUAGAUGUUGGAACUAAUAUGUCUUUAUCAUUGAAUGAUCUUACUCCUGACGUGGAAUACAUGAUUGAGGUGAAGGUAUCCAAUGGAGUUUUAAACAGCAGUAUUAUAGCAGUGGAUGCCUCGUCAUGGCCAAGAGCUCCUUCCCCAGAAUAUGUGCAGCGUACCAACACAUCAAUGACUCUUACACUUGAAUUGGAAGAUGUACAUGUCAACAUAUCUUCAGUUUUCAUUCAGGCCAUUACAGCUGAGGAUGAUGGCGUAAAUCGCAGCAGCUCUGAACAAGUUGUAAAUGGUACUCUUCCAAUGAUAUUGAACUUCACCCUAUCUUCUUUGUCAGCAUACACAUAUUACAAUGUCAGAGCAGUUGCUACAUAUGUCUUAUCAAAUGUAAUACAAUCAGUAUGCUGGACAUCCUAAGAUGAUCUGACUGAACCUGGUGUACCUGACUCGAUCCGGCAGAGUUGAAAUUGAACAUGGAUAGCUUCUUGGAUGCAGUUAAUCCAAGAACUGAUAAUCCUAGAAUCUCAUACUUCUUGAAGUAAUGGAGUUGAUGAUGAAGAAAUUGCUGUGACUAAAGAUGUGGGAAAUACACGCAAUGCAAAUCUGAACGACUUCAAUUUAGAAGUUGUCAAACUAUAACGUUUGUGUCCUGCAAUGAAUAACAUUGGGAACGCAAACCAAGCUGUGUUCUCUACCACAUAUGAUGAGCCAACCCAGAUUCUGGGCCAGGUGUCUUUUCCAGUGGUGAAUAUCUGCAAUUGGUCUGAGUUGGUGUUGUGUGUAUACUGCUGCUACUUAUUGCUAGUCUCAUGUUUACUUGGUGUGCAGAAGAAAGAACAGGUCAUUGACAAGGUCUGUUUUCACUCAUGGCCCUGACUGGAACUAAAAAAUAUACAUGCGUCAGUGUUCUCAUCAACCACUACAGACAAUAAUGAAGCCUGUGCAAACCCACUUCAGAGCCGCCUUCAGCUACAGUACAGGAACUUAAGGAAGAACUCAGCAAAGAGAAACAUGCUUUUUCCUAGCAGCCAGCUGCAGCUCACCAAAGUUGUCGGUCAAGGAGAGUUCGGCUUGGUGUAUCGUGGGUAUAUUAAAACAACCAACGAACUCGUUGCUGUCAAAACAGGAAAAGCUCUACUUGAAGAAAAUCACAAAAAAGGACUACUGAAAGAAGUCUCGCUAAUGCUAAACUUUAGCCACCCAAAUGUGAUGAGACUCAUUGGACUGUCAUUUGAGGGAGAGGUGCCUCUGAUCAUUAUGCCAUUCAUGAGAAAGGGCAAUGUUCUACAGCAUGUAAGAGAGAACAGACAGAGGCUCUAUUUCACAGAGAACAGUAAUCAAAAUGAGGUUGAAGCUGCUAGGAAGACCAGUCUUGAGAUGUGCUACCAGAUAUCAAAGGGAAUGUCAUAUCUUGCGAAGUUCAAGUUUGUUCAUCGCGACCUUGCUGCCAGGAACUGCAUGAUUGAUGAAAAUGGUAGAAUAAAGGUGUCAGAUUUUGGACUGACAGAGGACAUCUACAGAUCCAACUACUACCGUCCAGAUAGUGAGACUGUGACAGAGGAGAAGGUUCCCAUUAAGUGGAUGGCUCCAGAGAGCAUUGAAAGUCAUGUGUUUAAUGAGAGCACUGAUGUAGUGAGUUAUAAACCAUGAAUGUUGCCUUUAUUAACAGCCUAAAAGACAUUGUAUUGGAGCCCAUUAGUCAUUCAUAAGUAACAUCAUUGCGCAAUAAUUAUUAUCAUGUGCUUGUCGACUGAAGAAC
This is a messenger RNA of Geodia barretti, 2129 nucleotides long. The record is from the annotation of a GenBank genome assembly. Lineage: Eukaryota; Metazoa; Porifera; Demospongiae; Tetractinellida; Geodiidae.